This is a messenger RNA of Candidozyma pseudohaemuli, 807 nucleotides long. RefSeq lists its product as uncharacterized. Gene Ontology annotation, biological process: tRNA splicing, via endonucleolytic cleavage and ligation. Gene Ontology annotation, molecular function: RNA ligase (ATP) activity; ATP binding. The transcript has a single exon. The coding region runs from base 1 to 807 and encodes 268 amino acids. Gene Ontology annotation, cellular component: nuclear inner membrane. NCBI's taxonomy places the organism in Eukaryota, Fungi, Ascomycota, Pichiomycetes, Serinales, Metschnikowiaceae. The record is from RefSeq and is a predicted model, not a curated record.
AUGUCUGCACCAACAUGGGUGAUAGUGCCUGUAUCUACGAUCGGAUGCGGUAAACUGACCCUUUUCAGAGCCCUUACAGCGAUAUAUCCGCAAUUUUCACAUAUCGAGAAUGACAGGAUCGACAACAAGCGAAACUUUCUUCUGACGAUAUCGCAUGCUAUAUCCAACCACCCAGUGGUUCUUAUAGACCGCAACAACCACAUGGUAAGACACAGAAAGGAGCUUUUUGACAUACUAGGCCAGAAGGACGUGAACAUUCUUGUGGUGAACUUUGUCAAUCCCAAAACACCCCAUGCCAAAGUGAAGAGCAUAGUGCUAGAUAGACUCAGAGCCAGGGGUAAUAACCAUCCUAGUGUGGAUGGGCUGGACGAGCGGAUGCUCAGAAUGGUGGUUGGGCUGUUUUUCCGUGAUUUUAAGCCGUACAAUGCCCGUGAAGAGGACCCCGAGUCCAAGAACCAGAAACUAGAUCUUGAUAUGACAAAAGACAUCAAGUGGAACUUGAGCAAGUUGAUUAGGUUUUUUCACGAGAACUUGGGGCUUGAAGUGCCUAGCGGUGAGUUGCUAUCCAGGGAAGUUGAAGCCGUGAAGGAGUACCAGGUACCUGAAGAGGAGAAGCGCUUCAGAAAGCCGAGGAAAGGGUCUAAGAGAGAAGGGGGCCAGGGCAGAAAUGGACAGAAUAGGAAUAAUCGGGGUUCUAAGAAACCCAAGGUGCAUAAUGGAGGCGAGAAAAACGAGGUUUUGAAGACCACGGAUGAGGUGAAUACGGGGAACGGUGUUGAGGUUAAUGGUGAGGUGAAGAUGGACUGA